Malania oleifera is the source of this 833-nucleotide messenger RNA. Its product is annotated as small ribosomal subunit protein uS9-like. Gene Ontology annotation, cellular component: ribosome; cytosolic small ribosomal subunit. Gene Ontology annotation, molecular function: structural constituent of ribosome; RNA binding. Bases 189 to 623 code for a protein of 144 amino acids. Gene Ontology annotation, biological process: maturation of SSU-rRNA from tricistronic rRNA transcript (SSU-rRNA, 5.8S rRNA, LSU-rRNA); translation. The record is from RefSeq and is a predicted model, not a curated record. The transcript has a single exon. Lineage: Eukaryota; Viridiplantae; Streptophyta; Magnoliopsida; Santalales; Ximeniaceae.
AAAAAGGGGGAAAGAAAAACGGCAGAUCGGUAAUUUAGCGCUUCGUCAAGCCAAUUUACCAGUCUCCUCCAAAACCCUAGCGCAACAAGUAUAUGGAGCGCGGCCAGCUCUGUUAAUACUCUCAGCCCGACUCAUCGCGCAACCUAACUGAAAGCUCUCCAGGGCUAGGAUUCGGAGGGUAGAAACCAAUGGCGUCUCCCAUCGAAUCAGUCCAGUGCUUCGGGCGCAAGAAAACGGCCGUUGCCGUGACCUACUGCAAGCGUGGCGAAGGGCUGAUCAAGAUCAAUGGCUGCCCCAUCGAGCUGAUAGAGCCGGAGAUCCUCCGCCACAAGGCUGUGGAACCCAUACUCCUGCUCGGCCGCCAUCGAUUCGCCGGCGUCGACAUGCGCAUCCGCGUCAGGGGCGGCGGUCACACCUCCCAGAUCUACGCCAUCCGCCAGAGCAUUGCCAAGGCCCUUGUCGCCUUCUACCAGAAGUACGUGGACGAGCAGUCCAAGAGAGAGAUCAAGGACAUCUUGGUCCGCUACGACCGCACCCUUCUCGUCGCCGAUCCCAGAAGGUGCGAGCCCAAGAAGUUCGGCGGUCGUGGUGCGCGCGCCAGGUUCCAGAAGUCCUACCGUUAGGCGGAUGGAGGUUUUGCUUUCGUACCGGCCUUCUGUUUUAGUAAUUUUUUGCGGUUCUUGGAAACAAGAUGGUGAAUUUGAGGGUUUUCUUUUGAGUCUUCAUCAUAGUUAUGUUUGCGGUAGGACACAAACGAAGUAAGAUAAUUUGUGUUGAGCUGCUUUUGGAAUGACCCAAUUAUAAUUGAUAUUUUUGAAAUGCUGUUAUAGUCA